Camelina sativa (false flax) is the source of this 1611-nucleotide messenger RNA. The record is from RefSeq and is a predicted model, not a curated record. Lineage: Eukaryota; Viridiplantae; Streptophyta; Magnoliopsida; Brassicales; Brassicaceae.
AUGGUUGCUUCCUAUGCUUUCCUCCGAGAUGUCAAGCCUUUCAAAACUUCCUGGAAAGUGCAAGUCUGUGUCCUUCAUACAUGGAGAACAGAUACAACACAAUUUGGUGAAUCAUUUGACAUGGUGCUCGCUGAUGCUCAGGGAACAAUGAUUCAUGCUACAGUGAAAAAGAAUCUGAUGAAUCGGUUCGAGAACAAGAUCACUCAAGGAGAAUGGAGAUCUGUUGAAAAUUUCGGGUUAAGUUUUGCCGGUGGCCAAUUCAAACCAACUGGUCAUCAAUACAAGAUGAGUUUCAUGACUCAAACCGUUGUGGCAAGGAUAGAACCUCUCUUUGACGAGCCAUACAUAUCUCUUUCCCGAUUUGAUUAUGUAAUAUCCGGGAACCUCAACCCAAACUUCCUAAUAGUGGUUAAUGUUGGUGCAAUGGAGACAAUAGAUGUUAACAACAAGCCAGCAAAAAAGAUUGAUGUUGAACUCAGGGAUGAGAGUGAUGUAAGGUUAACAUGUACUUUAUGGGGAUCAUUUGCUGAUCAAAUCUACGCUGCAUGUCAAGACGUCGAUGUGGAAAUGGUGAUUUGUCUUCUGAGAUUUGCUAAAAUCAAAAUCUACAAUGAUGUAAGGACAAUAGCAAAUGCUUUCAAUGCCUCACAACUCACAAUAAAUCCAGAGUAUGAUCAGAUUGUCGAGUUCAAGAAUAAGUUGCCAAAUGAUGGUCUUGCUCUCACUUUACUUGAGAGCAAACCAAAAUGUGAGCUACAGUUAGCAAAUAAUGGAGAAUUCUACGCUCAACAUGUGAAUGGGACCAUCCAAGAUAUCUUGAACUCGAUUGAGGUUGGUAAGGUUAAGCUGAUAUGUACUAUUUACGCCAUAGACUGUGACUGGGCGUGGUACUACAUUGCAUGUAAAAAGUGUAAUAAGAAGGUUUCCAAGAUGAAGUCUACUACUAAUGGAAAUGCAUCUGUUACAAAGAAACAGAAGUGGCAGUGUGAUACUUGCCAUGCACAAGUGACUAAUAUCUUAGCAAGGUUCAAAACACAUGUCAAGGUGAUGGAUCAAACAGGACAGAUGAAAUUAAUGCUUUUCGAUAGCCCAGCUGUUGAGAUUGUUGGUUGUACCGCUAACAGUCUAAUUGAAGGACCCUUUGAUGAGAUGGAAGAUCCAGAAAAUUUGCCAGCAGCUAUCAGGAAUUUGGUUGGGAAAACUUACCAGUUUCUGGUAAGCAUUGAAAACGACAACUUGUGGAAUGAGUUGGAUACCUACAAGGUUUCAAAAGUUCUUUCCAAGGAUGGUACUAACGAUGAUGAUGUGACUGAGCUGUCUCAUGGUGGAGAUAAUCCAACUGAUGAUAGCACCGGUGAUCAGGUAACCCUACUACUUAUAAGUAGUGAAGAAGCUUCUGAGUCUACCACUCCUUCUUCCAAGCGAUCAACCAGUGAUUCAAAUGUUCCUCUAGAUAAUGCUUCUGCUACCAAGAAACUUUGUUUGGAUCACAUCAAGGUUGUCAACAUAAAACAGGAGAAUCUCACAAAGGGUGAGAUUAUGGCACAGGCAAAGACGGCUAUUGCAGGGAUGGUAGAAGGAGGCAAUGGGGCUACUUACAAGAAGAAGUGA